AUGUCGGACAUCGAAAAACCGGUUCCUGCAGCUGCAGGGGGAAAGCCAACCUUUCUAGACAAGCUAUCCAGAUUCACAAUUGGAAGAGACCGCGGAGAAUUACCUGAAAAGGAAGCCGCCGCAGCUGGUGCAGCUGGCACAGCGGAACAGAGUGAGAAGGCCACUCCGGCAGCUCCUCUGACGAAAUGGCAAAAGGUCAAGCGCCACUACAGGCGCUUCUGGAUCUGCUAUCUCAUCGGUGCAAUCAUCAUAGCCGCAAUCCUGCUACCGAUUCUCUUCAUAUUCAUCAUUCCGCGAAUUGCUCAAGAUCUGCUGAACUCGGGUUCCAUUGUCAUUGAUUUCGCCCACAUUCUGCAGCCCACCAAUAAUUCCGUGGUUCUCAACAUCGGGUCACACGUUUACGUUCCUGGUCCCUUCACUGUAUCUACGGAUCCGCUACAGCUGCAACUGUACGUUCCGGAAGUUGGAUCAGAUUACCCAAUGGCUCUGCUCGAUAUGCCAGAAGACAGGAUCCACAAGAACACGAGUAUGAACACUGUCGGCAAUCAAUUUACUCCUUUCAUGAAUUACACAUCGUGGCAUGAGUUCGUUCACAACACCAUUUUCCUAGAUAGCGGUGGCUUGGGGUUGAAGGGCAGCGUGCGCACGCAAUUAGGCAAGAUCAAGAAAUUUACCUUGGAUUUGAAUAAAGUUGUUCCCUCCAAAGCAUUGAACCAGUUCAAAGGAUUCACCAUCGAUUCAGCAGCAUUAGUCCCCACCCAAAGUGACGGUUCCAAUCUGCUGGCCAAUGCCACCCUCCCUAACCAGUCUGUGUUGACGCUGGAGAUCGGCAACACUUCAGUCAAUAUCAUGAGCGGAGAUCUCGUUAUUGCUACUGGUAUGAUCGAGAACCUCUUCCUCCAACCAGGAAACAAUACAUUCGCCAUCCGCGGCAAGGCCAACCUGACCAACCUGAUUGAGAACCUGGGCGACUUACUCAAAUAUCAGGGCCCAUACAUCAAGAACGGGAACCUGGAGCUAACCACCCACGUCACCAACAUCGAAUACAAUGGGUCCAGGGUGCCUUACUACUCUGACGAGAUGGGCAAACUUCCUCUCACUGCGCAAACGCCAGUGCUCGGUCUGCUUCUCAACACCCUCAAGGGCUUCUUGCAUGGUAAUGGAACAAACGCCACCCUUGUACAAGAAGUCAGGAACAAGAUCAAUCAAAACCAUGCAGAUAUACACACCCGAUUCAGCGACAUAGUUAAUAAUUCGACUGAAUUGGAGUUGGUAGCUCGAGAUCAUUUAGAGACUCUGGCUCGGUUUGGAGUAUAG
Talaromyces proteolyticus is the source of this 1317-nucleotide messenger RNA. RefSeq lists its product as uncharacterized. Bases 1 to 1317 code for a protein of 438 amino acids. Gene Ontology annotation, cellular component: fungal-type vacuole membrane. The transcript has 5 exons. NCBI's taxonomy places the organism in Eukaryota, Fungi, Ascomycota, Eurotiomycetes, Eurotiales, Trichocomaceae. The record is from RefSeq and is a predicted model, not a curated record.